UCCCCCAACAGCAACUCAGAGAUAUUUAAGAUGUCCUCCUUGGACAUCACUCAUGCCCCAUUAGUAAACAGCCUCUGGAGCUUUGGGGGAAAUGAGAAGAGCCUGAAGUUUAUCCAGCGUUGCAUCCAACACUUCCCCAGCUACUGCCUGCUGGGGCCGGAGGGGACUCCAGUGUCCUGGGACCUAAUGGACCAGACUGGAGAGCUGCGGAUGGCAGGAACCCUGCCUGAGUACCGUGGGCUGGGCUUGAUCUCCCACAUCAUUUAUCACCAGAUCCAGGCUCUGGACAAACUGGGCUAUCCCAUGUACUCCCACAUCGAUAAGGACAACCAGCCCAUGCAGCGCAUGAGCCAGACCAUCAAACAGAAGCAGGCGGAGUGCCGCUGGCAGCAAUGGAACUGUGAGCCGGCCACCACCACCGUCGGGAGCUCAGCACCCAAGGAGAGUGAGAGCCAGAGCUCAGCACCCAAGGAGGGUGAGAGCCAGAGCGAUGGCGGGAGCAAGGGCACAGGCUCCUCCUGAGCACAGCUCGGGCUCCUUCUCUGGGGAACCUGGGAGUGGGGAUGGAUGGAGUGUAGAGAACCUUUACCAGACGGGCCUCUCACUGUAGAACAUCCAACUGAAGUAGGACACACUGAUUUCCUUGUAUAAACCUUAUUAUAAUAACAA
Messenger RNA from Gracilinanus agilis (Agile Gracile Mouse Opossum), 669 nucleotides. Its product is annotated as glycine N-acyltransferase-like. The transcript has a single exon. The record is from RefSeq and is a predicted model, not a curated record. Gene Ontology annotation, cellular component: mitochondrion. The annotation marks the transcript as partial. Gene Ontology annotation, molecular function: glycine N-acyltransferase activity. Lineage: Eukaryota; Metazoa; Chordata; Mammalia; Didelphimorphia; Didelphidae.